AUAUGAGAGUGAGCAUUGCAGAUGGGAGGUUUAAUACAGAGGAAGAUGGAGGUUGUUUAGCCUGUCUAAUUGGGUAAUUAUGAAACUGAGUAAAACAAGACUCAACUAGAUGAUAUUAAAAGUUCAAAGCGGUUACAGCUGAUUUAGUAUCUGACUUGUAAACAGAGUGAAUGCAUGAAAAGGCCUCACAGCAACCACAAUACACACUGCAGCUGAGAAAGACACUUCAACUCAAGUCUAACCCUGGGGGGGAGGAACAUAGAGGAAAGGGAAAGCAGCAGCAGCAGAGCCGCUGUUCCCCUGCAGCUCGGCAGAGGGAAACGUUGGACCCUUUUUCCUCCUCCAGCCUCAGACAAUAAAAACAAGGCGAAGCCCGCACACACACAUACGCACACACACACACACACACGGCAGCAUCUCCAUUCACCGCCUGAGAUCCGAGCCAUGUCUGAGGAGUGAGGAAGGCUCUCUCACACACGGCUGGGAGGACUAUGGACACACGGCCGACCUGGAGCUGGGACUAGAGAUGUAGAAGGAUGCCAGCAGACUUCAUCUCCCGCUUGCUCCUCUUCGCCUCGGUGUGCGCGGUUUGGGAGGCGCUGGCCAAAUCUCUCCCAGAGCAGGGAGCAGUUGAGGUGCAGAUUAAAGUCCAGGUUUUCGACAACAGCGACCUGUCCCCCUUGGCGGACGCUCAGGUGGAAGUUCACGGGAAUCAGACCGUCUUGGCGUCCAGCAGGGCGGGCAGGGAUGGCGUUCUGAGAGUCAGCUUCCCAUACCGCACGGGGACAUGGGUCAUCAUCACAGCCUCCAAACAGGACUACGUCACCAACUCUGUGCCCUGGCACUCCAGCAGAAUCCCACUGUAUGCAUCAGUAAGCCUGUACCUCCUCGUCCAGAGGCCAGGGACUCUCAUCCUGUAUGAUGACGUCCUGCAGGUGCUGUCUGGAUCUCCAGGAGCUCGUAACCAGCCGCUGGUGCAGCUUCAGAGGAAAUCCCUUCAGCUGCCGUCAAACUCCAACUACACGGCGCUGUCUGCCGCUCUGACCACGGCCAGGACUCAGUAUGAGAUCGGGGGUUUCCCGUUCCUGCUGGGGCAGGAGACCAACAGCUCAGGUGCAGAAACCGGCUGGACAGACCUGACAGCUUUAGCCGUGGUCAGCAUUCAGCUCUUCGACAAAGAUGGCACCCCGAUCCAGGUCUCGGAUCCGAUCCACGUCUCUGUGCCGCUGCCGUCGGACACUCGCAACAGGAUGGCUACGAGUGUUCCUGCAUGGCUGUAUCAGCCGAGGACGGGUCUGUGGGUCAGGAACGGGACAGGCUACAUCAAGAAGGACGGCCAGCAGUUUGUGUGGAACGUUGUGGUUCCUCAGAUGGGAUACUGGUUAGCCGCCUUCCCGUCGUCUUCAGGAUUGGGUCUGUCUCAUCCAGGCCUGAGGGACAUCACCACCUACCACACCCUGUUCCUGCUCUCCAUCCUGGGCUCCCUGGCCCUGCUUGUGCUGAUUCUGCUCUGCGUGCUGCUCUACUACUGCAGACGAAAGUGUUUGAAACCUCGUCGACAGCAAGGGAAGCCUCACACAGCCAAUCUGAACGGUGCAAAGAGAGACCAGGGCACAUCUACGUCCCGCCUGAACCUGAUCUGUGGAGGUCAUGUGGAUUCUGCUGCAGCUAAUGACAAAUCUGAAAUGUCCCCGUCUCGAGACUACCGCAGCUCAAAGGAGGACUUAACCAAACAUGUCCCUGCACACAUGCUGCGACACGCCAAGGGGAAGAAUAAUUCAGGCUCCCAGCGAGGUGAAAGCUUCGCUAUGAAGGUCACACGAGCAACAGAGACCAACAACCUGGACAACCCUCUGCUGCAUGAAGACUACAACCGGAGCUACAGCCCCAUGGAGGGGAAGGAGUCUGAGUACCACCGACACCACAGCGCCAACGACAAUCGAGGGUACUCCUCCGAUCCCCCGUCCCCGCCUCGCUUCCAAGGAUACGUGCCGAGCCAGUCAGACAAACCUCCUGAGUACUCAGCCACAGCUGCAGACGGCCUCGCCAGACCCACGUCCCUCAACACCCAGCCAGGUCAGAUCAUCUUCUGCAGCUCCAUCGAUCAGAUGAAGGAGAACAUGUACCGCAGCAUGGUGCCCACCCUCGUCAUCCCGGCCCACUACAUGCGCCUGCCCUCUGAGUUCUCUGGUAAAGAUGGAAAAGACCAAAAGGAUGGAGACAAAGACGGAGCACAGAUGGGAGGAGGCCAGCAGCAUCACCACCACCACUCCGGGAAACAAGGUCAGCAGUCACAGCAAGGUGGAUCCCAAGGUGACGACUCAGAGGAGCCCAGCUGGGCGUCCGACUCCUCCGGUGGGCCGGUGACGAUCCCCGUGCUCUUCAACGACUCCACCAUGGCUCAGAUGAACGGCGAGCUGCAGGCUCUGACGGAGAAGAAGCUCCUGGAGCUGGGCGUCAAGCAGCACCCGAGAGCCUGGUUCAUCUCCCUGGAUGGACGCAACAACGCUCACGUCCGCCACUCCUACAUUGAUGUUGCGAAUGAUCUGAGUGGAGGUGGAGGUUGUGGAUUCUUGAGUGGUCCGAGCAGCGCUGGCCGAGACAUCAAUCUGGAACCGCCUCUGGAGUCGCAAGAACGCAAGUCCGGAGUGAACCGGAAGGGCAAAGAUGAGCGCUGGGGGACAGGAGGACGGAAGAGCCAUGGUGUCAGCAACAGUGGAGGGAAGACCUACUCCAAGCUCGCCUACCCGGCGGACCACAGCGAUCCCAGCAGCAGCAGCGAGGGCCGCCCGGUCUCACCCGAGGAGAACUCCCUCACCCCGCUCCUCGACGAAGGCCCGUCCUCCCGAGGGUCCACCAUCCCCAGGAGAGGGCGCAGUCGUGUGAACAGCAGCCGCAGCAGCAACAGCGAGAACCGCCGCGACUCCAUGACCAGUCCCGAGGACGAUCCAGACGACAAAGACGAGAACAAGAAGAGUCCCUGGCAGAAGAUCGAAGACCGGCCUCUCAUGGUCUUCCACCCCAGGAAGUGAACUCUCCGAUCACUGGACCUUUUCAUGAUCUUAACGGGGGGGAAUCUGAGUGAUGUGUUCACAGAGAGAUCUCACAAUAAGCACAACCAUGCUUCACUGGUCCAUUUUCAGGUUGUUGUUUGACCUUUGUGUUUCUGGUGAGGUGCUUUUGCACUUUUCGUAGUCUUACUGUCGGUGAAUCUCACUGGUCUCCACUGAGAAGAUCUGUCGCGUUCUGAAACCGAUCCAGUUUGUUGUGAACUGUGUCACCUAUCACGUCACUGACCCAUCGUCUGAGCCGUUGCAUCUACUGACUGUGGAAAUAGCCAUUUUAUAGAGCAGAAUAUAAGAGUAAAGCACUUACUAAUACUUUGAUAGAUCAUUGAAUGAGACUCGUGAAGUAUUUGGAGGUAGAUGGAGUUUUAUGGGAGUGGUGGGUAUAGAGUUAGUUUCCUUCCCUGGACUCCUGAGGUUCAUAUCGAUGGUAGAAGAUGUGCACUUGUUCCUUUAUAUACCUUGUUCCCUUGACUGUAAGUAGAGUAAGUUUUCUUUAAAGGAAACGUCGUCCCAGAGCUCGAUAUGUUUGAAACAUAUCACGUGUUCUGAUUUCUCCCCUGUGAUGGAUAAUGCAAUCUAUUAGAUCCACCGUGCGGCUUGCAUUUUGCUCCUUCAGGGAUGUUCUUGAUUUUCCUCUUCUUCCUGUAUUGUGUUCAUGUGUUCGAUCUACUUAUUCAGAUUUGAAAUGUUGAGCAUCGUCUUCAUCCUCUCUGUCUUGAUUAAUCUACGUCUCUGCCAAAAGUUUUUUGCAUAUCUGCCUUUCUCCCGUUGUCGAAGGCGAAGACUUGAAUCUUUGCGGUUUCCUGACGUGUAAAUAUAUUCCCAAACAUUUGAAAGACCAUUUGGUAAAGAAAGUUUGCAUGCAUACACUAUGAAUGUAUGAAAUAAAGAGAAGGCACCAAAAGCCCCCCACAGUUCUUCGGGCUCCUGCGUAGACAACCCCCCCAACCGCCAAGAACCGUUGUACCAUCACUUUACUUGAAGACUCACCUGUUUGAUAUCCGACUGAGACCUACAGGGGUUGUUUGUAGGCAGGACCUGUACCACUCCUCUCCUGUAAGUGCCUUCUUUCACAAAGGAUCGAGUGAUAGGCAUGCAGGUCCCUUUUUAAAUGCAGUUAGACGUCACCUAAACUAACCCGUCGAGAUCGGCGAGCACUAAUAAGCACACUGCAUCGUGGUAACAACAACAACUCGUCACUCUGGGGAGCAUGCCUGCCAAAACUUACGACUUUUCUUGCGGCUUUUACGUCCUUGAAUAUCUUGAUUUCUUGUAUCUAUCCUCUUUUUCACCAAACUUGUAAAUGGUAUGAUGAUAUAUGAGAUUUUAUGUGUAUAACGAUGUGCAUGUAACUUGUAGAUUAGGGUGUUUUUAACGAAUCCUUUUUCGAGCUGAUCCAGGAUGUUUGGCGUUUAAAAAAAAGAAAAAAAAAGUGAUGCACUGAUGCAUUGAAUUGUGUUGCCAAAUGAACUUGGUUAAACGAAGAUACACUGACUUUUCCCUUAAUCCAGUUCUAACAAAUUCACUUCCGGUCGUUAAUGUUUACAACAGUGACAUACUGACCAACACGCGCCCGCUGUUUCUAGCGUCACCACUGCCUACGACACAUCAACAACUGUGAAUUAAUUACGUCUUCAUGCAGAUUCUGAAAUUCCUGAUUUUUGAGGAGUGGAAAUCUUUAAAGGCUGUGUGGAGGGUAACGCUGAUCUGUUGGUCCUUAUCUCCCAUUUGCUUGCUGUUCAUGCGCGUGUGUAGCCUACAGAACAAACUGAAAAUGUGAUGUGAUUCAAAGUUUGAAGAAAAACACGGCCAUGAAACGACUCCUACUGAACGGUCGUACCCACUGCUGUAACUGUACAUUUCUUUGGACCAGAUAUUGGACUAAUUAUGAGUUGUGCAAUCGUGGUUUCCUUGCUUGUUAUUUUUGUUAUGUUAACAUGAGAAGACCUGUUUUCUCAGUAGAUUUUGUGAACCUGUGUUUGGACAGAGAGAGUUCAGUCACAUGAACUGAAGAGGUAAAGAGGGUGUGUUGGGGUUAUUGAAGAGGAUUGAACUGUAGGCCUUCAUCCUGUGCAGUGAAUCAUUCGCUUCAUGAACCUGGUCAGUUGUUUGUAAACUGUAAAUUGAUUCUUUCUGUACAUGAGGAAAAAUGAAAUAAAUUUGUUCCCACCGUCA
Notolabrus celidotus (New Zealand spotty) is the source of this 5243-nucleotide messenger RNA. RefSeq names its product protein FAM171A2. The coding region runs from base 537 to 3032 and encodes 831 amino acids. The record is from RefSeq and is a predicted model, not a curated record. The transcript has 9 exons. Lineage: Eukaryota; Metazoa; Chordata; Actinopteri; Labriformes; Labridae.